This is a messenger RNA of Malus domestica (apple), 1115 nucleotides long. Its product is annotated as polyadenylate-binding protein-interacting protein 6-like. Lineage: Eukaryota; Viridiplantae; Streptophyta; Magnoliopsida; Rosales; Rosaceae. The record is from RefSeq and is a predicted model, not a curated record. Gene Ontology annotation, molecular function: ubiquitin binding.
UCCCCAAAAUAUUUUUGUCCCAAUCAUUUGCUUUUUCUCUCUCUCUCUUCUCUCUCUCGCGCGUUUCGUCUUCACAGCGAUCUCGGAAAUUAGGGUUUCGGAGACUCCGGGGUUAUCAUUUGCUUAUCUGGAAUUUCAAGAUCCCGUCACACUCGAUUUUUAUGAUUUAAGACCAUGAAGCCAGGAUUUUCUUCUUUGAAUCCCUACGCAGCAGCAUACAUUCCACUCUCGAAGAGGGAGACAGAUGAUAGAACUUAUGUGACAACAAAAGAUUCUAGCCGCAGCAACGAGUCAGUCUGGUUUGGGAACCCUCAGAAUUUUACCCAUAAUCAACACCAUAGCAAAGCUUAUCUUGAAUCUGAUGCCCCUGGUACUGCAACACUACAGAGUCCAAAGUCAUAUGCUGUAAAGAGCUACCCUGCUCAUGGCUAUUAUGGUUCAUCUUCGCAGAAUGUGAUUAAAGUGUCAGAAAAUGAAGAUUUUGAUAUGGAUAUGGAAUAUCUUGGGAUGUCAUUUCCCGGUAUAUCUGAUCAGUCCCUUAGUGAUGUGUAUUUGGCAAAUAGGGGCGACCUGGAUGCCACCAUUGACAUGCUGAACCAACUUGAGUUUGAAUCUUCUGAAAGUCUUCCAGACACUUUGGACAUUGGAGAUGUUUCUGAAUCUGGGUUGGUGGGCAAUAGUGCAUGGAAGCUGAAGAAUGUAGCAGGUGAAGCCAGCAGUUCGCCCAAAUCGUAGGUCAUAAGCCCGUCUCCUGUUUGAUUUUGUGGAAAACAAAGAAAUGUCAGUUGUUUUACACUUGACAUGUUUGGUUAUAUGGGUGAAAGAAGUAUAUAAAUAGAGGAUAUAUCUCUUGGUGGAGCAUCGACAUGUUUGGUUAUAUGGGUAAAAGAAGUAUAUACAUAGAGGAUAUAUCUCUUGGGGGAGCAUCAAAUGCACACAUAGUUUGAUGAUAUGGUUGUAUAGCUGUUAGAUGCUUGUGUUUUUUUUGACAUCUUCAGGUUUUAUAAGCCGAAAAAGCUCACUGUGCAAUUCUCUUGCUACUCCGGGUUUUUUUGAAAUGAAAGUGAUGUGCUUCUUCAUGACAUUUUGUUAUGAUAUCAAUGUGCUUAUAGUGC